AUUAGCCUUGCCUUCUGACGAAUCUCAGCUGAACACCACGGACAUUGCCACAAGAGAGAGGAAUCUUGGUGAGUGUUCAACCAAUGAAGGGUCUGAAUUGGCGCUUGCUGUCAGUGAUGGAGAGCUUGAUAGAAAGGUUAGCCUAGUACAACAUGAAGAACAACGAUGCCACAGUGAUACAGAGAGAGACCACAAAUCAUUAAAGAAAACCAAUAAAUCGAAGAGCUUGUCACCUUUGGAAGCCAGCAAAAAGCAGACUUCAAAUUUCUUCAAACUCUGUGGGAAGCGAGGAUAUAUUGCCAGCACAAGGCCAAAAGAUUGAGAACAAUGAAGAUGUACAUAGUCCGGAUCAUGAAGAAGAGCAGACUUUUGACAAAGCUUUCACCAGGACCUCUCCUUAUCAAGCAACUGCAAUGGAUAUCCAUUCCCUUACGGAAGUGGAACCGGAAUUAGAGCAAAAUCUGACUGUGGUGGAUACUGAGAUGGAGACUUCAGAAAAACAACAUAACCUGACUGCCAAACCCGAAAGAACAAAAAGUGAACUGCAAAGUGUUUUUGAUUUUGAAACAUCUGAUUCUGCGGAGAAAUCACAGGUCAGUGAAAGCAAGAGGAAGUUUCUUGGGAGGAGGAGUUCUCAGACUGAUGAAAAACAAAAUGUAAAAGUUGCAAAAGCAAGUAAGAAAAGGAGCAGAGGCGAGAAAGUGACGCACAAAAGAAGUGACAUGAAGAAGCUCUUCACAGAAGAUUCGUGUAGUGAAGGCUCUGAGCACAGUUGGCUGUCAGUGUCCCAAACGAAAGUUCUCCCACGCGUUGCAGACUACAGCAAACAGAAGAAAAAGAAGUCAUCUGUCCUAAGAGUUUUGCCACUGUCCCUUGAAUCCAGUGAAGGUGAGGAGCAGAAAGGAGAGGUAACCCCAAGUAAAGGGUUCCAAAUAACUUCAGAGGAACACGAUAUUCCUCUGAGUGAACAAGUCUCUCCAGAAUUUUCUGAUAUUCAAGCAUCAGUUGUGCCAAAAGUGAAGAGGAUUAAAACUGCUGAUGUCUCAGUUGGGACAAGCCUGGAACUGCUGACUCCACCUGACACACUGCAGAAAAUUACAUCACCAGUGAUUAAGAUCCCACGCGGGACAUCCACGAAAAAGAUUCCAGCAAAUGAAGGAACGCCAGGUGAUGUGGGGCAACAAUCUGCAAAUCCUCCCUUGACAAGAUACUACAAUGAUACUACCAAUAUGGAUGAAGAGCUGGAAGGAAUGGAGCAGCUUGCUGAAAGAUCCCAUGAGAUGGAAGAUGGAUAUUUGAGUGAUGGAAACAUCAGUGCUGCACUUCAUGGCUUCACUGAAGGAAUGAGGCAGAAAUUGAGGCUUUGUUACAGGAACAUGGAGCAGUACACCAGGCAGUCACGGCAAUCUACUGAAAAGUUUUCUGUGCUGAUGAGACAGAUACACACCUACAGAUUGCAGAAAUUGAGCAUGUUUGAGUCCAUUAUUGACAAGGAUCUGAAGAACCUUGAGGAAGACGUGCAAACUCUGCAGAACUUGGAAGAAGAUUUUAAUCGUUGGAAGCAGCAGUCUCUGAAGUUGUCACAGUUUUAUGAAAAGUGGCAGCAAAGAAUGAAUAUGUUGAUGUCAUCCACAGAAGAUAAGCCAGAAAUAUCCAAGUGAAUGUAACACAUGGUGAGGGAUAUAUAAUGAAACCUAUGUGGCCUUGCACUGGUUGUAGUUC
Pristis pectinata (smalltooth sawfish) is the source of this 1722-nucleotide messenger RNA. RefSeq names its product synaptonemal complex protein 2-like. Bases 414 to 1661 code for a protein of 415 amino acids. The transcript has 20 exons. The record is from RefSeq and is a predicted model, not a curated record. Lineage: Eukaryota; Metazoa; Chordata; Chondrichthyes; Rhinopristiformes; Pristidae.